AUGUCUGACUUUUAUGAGAAUACGGCUGAUGAUCAUUUGUAAAGGAAUGCUACCGAAAACAGAACAUUUGAUUUUCUGUACAUCUUUAUAGGAGACAUACACAAUCAUAAAUUGCUUGAGGAUCCAGAAUACAUUUAGAACCAAAUCUAGCAUAUGAAUCCUGAAUAUUGGAAAAUCAAAUACACACCAGUUUUGAAGAAGAUCAGCGAAUGCAUCGACGAAGAUUUGGAGGAUUUCAUUAAGCAAGAGGAUACUCAAAAGAAAUAGGAACAAUAAUAAUCAAUAUACGAAUCAAUUUGCUAAUAUGCGGUAGAUCUAUUAAAAAGUGUGAAUGUGGCUACGCUGUAUUACUAUUCUGUCAUCUAUUCAUUUCAGAAGUUUGUGAACCGUUUGGAUGGAGUUGAAGAUCUGCAGAGAAUAUUGUAUUUAACUUAGAAUCAUAUUAAGGAGAGGAAGUACAAGUAACAUGUGAGAGACUUUUUGAGAGGACGUUCAAAUUUCAUAAGGGAGAUGCGAAAUAAGUCUUUAGUUGAUAAGGGAGAAAGAGAGUUGAUUAAAAUAAUUUUAAAUUUCUGA
Messenger RNA from Paramecium tetraurelia, 576 nucleotides. RefSeq lists its product as uncharacterized. The transcript is spliced from 2 exons. The record is from RefSeq and is a predicted model, not a curated record. Lineage: Eukaryota; Ciliophora; Oligohymenophorea; Peniculida; Parameciidae.